AUGCAGCAUAAAGGCAUCAUGUUGAUUCUGUUCUUGGAAUACUUUAUUUCUGGACAUGGGGAAGCAGAUCCCACGAGACCACGAGCCUUCCGCUGCAAUGGCCGUGCCUGCAACCCUCCAGUGGGAAACCUGGCCACGGGAAGGACACCAGUGACCACCACCACGUGUGGCCAGAACAGCACAGAGCUCUACUGCUUCUACCCAGACCAGAACCUUCUCCACCACAUCUCCCCUGGCUGUGGGCAGCCCCGCUGCACCAAAUGCAACACCAACCAGCCCGAUAACUCCCACCUCCCUGCUGACAUGACAGAUGAUUUCUUUGCAAACCCCAUCUCCUGGUGGCAGUCUGCCCAAGGGGUACACAGAGAAGAAAUCCGAGUGGACUUUGAAACAGAAUUCUACCUGACCCACAUCAUCGCUGUGUUCAAGUCACCUCGCCCGGCUGCGAUGGUGUUGGAGAGAUCCCAGGAUUAUGGGCAGACUUGGAGGCCCUACAAGUAUUUCUCUGUCAACUGUACAGCUACUUUUGGGCUCCAGGACGAUCUCGUUGAGGAAGGCUCCAUGUGCACCUCCAGGUAUUCAGAUGCAGUGCCCUGCACCAGAGGGGAGGUGAUUUAUCGUGCCUUAAGUCCAGCUAACAAGAUCGAAGACCCUUACAGUCCUGAGGCUCAGGAUCUCCUGAAGCUCACCAACCUCCGCCUGCUUUUGUUAAAAAGACAGGAAUGUCCAUGCCAUGGCCCAGGACUGGUAGAGAAACCCCAAAGAUUUGCCCACUAUGCUAUUUAUGACCUGAUCAUCCGGGGAAGCUGCUUUUGCAAUGGGCAUGCAGAGGAAUGUGAGCUUGCCAACAGGACGGGGGUCAUGGAGAACAUGGUCCACGGGAAGUGCGUGUGCAGACACAACACGGCCGGGGACCACUGUGAGAAAUGUGCUCCGCUCUACAACGACCAGCCUUGGAAGCCAGGAGAUGGGAAAACAGGGGCACCAAAUGAGUGCAGAAAGUGCCGCUGUCACAACCACGCCGAGAGCUGCCACUUCGACCUGAGCGUUUGGCUGGCCUCGGGGAAGCGCACUGGGGGAGUGUGUGACAGCUGCCAGCACAACACGGAGGGACAUCGGUGCCAGAGGUGCAAACCAGGCUUUUACCGGGACAGAGGGAAGCCCAUGUCUUCUCCAGACGUCUGCAAACCCUGUGCCUGCCAGCCCGUGGGUUCAGCCAAUGCCACGUUCAGCAGCAGCUGGAGAUGCCACCCCCGGACAGGAUUCUGCUACUGCAAACCAGGAGUGGCAGGUCCCAAGUGUGACAGGUGCCUCGUGGGCUACUGGGGCUUUGGAGAACACGGCUGUCAGCCCUGUGACUGUGCCAGAGACUGUGACCAGCGCACUGGGACCUGCUUCAAUGGCUAUGACACUGAGCCCUUCUUCCACAUCCCCAUCGGGGGACGGAUCUCUGACCUCGUCCAAACACCAACCAACGAGAGCGAAGAGGAGUGGAAAUGGAACGACCACGAGCAGGGAUUUUCUGCACUGAGGCACCCAGAAAAGUGUGUGUGCAAGGAAAAGGUGCUCAGAAGCGUCAGUGACUUCUGCCAAAUGAAAUAUGCCUAUGUAAUAAAAGCAAGAAUCCUAUCUGCUCAUGACAAAGGGACCCAUGCAGAAGUUGUUGUGAAAGUGAAGAAGGUCCUGAAAUCAGGCAAAGUGAAAAUUGCUCGGAGCAACAGAAGCAUUUACCCAGAAUCCUGGACCAACAGGGGCUGUACAUGUCCCAUUCUCAAUCCUGGUACUGACUAUCUUAUAGCAGGCCAGGAGGACUCUAGGACUGGCAAACUCCUUGUGAAUAUGAACAGCCUGGUGAAACCCUGGAAGGCAUAUUUGGGUAAACAAGUAUCAGAUAUUCUUCAAACUGGAUGCAAAUAA
Molecule: messenger RNA, 1917 nt
Organism: Cinclus cinclus
Lineage: Eukaryota; Metazoa; Chordata; Aves; Passeriformes; Cinclidae
Product: netrin-4-like
Exons: 10
Coding region: 1-1917 (638 amino acids)
Biological process (GO): cell migration; basement membrane assembly; substrate adhesion-dependent cell spreading
Cellular component (GO): laminin trimer
Molecular function (GO): protein binding
Source: RefSeq, a predicted model, not a curated record